Blepharisma stoltei is the source of this 1051-nucleotide messenger RNA. NCBI's taxonomy places the organism in Eukaryota, Ciliophora, Heterotrichea, Heterotrichida, Blepharismidae. The record is from the annotation of a GenBank genome assembly.
AUGUCGGGUAAAUUUUUCUCAAACAAUCACUAUGAUUCGUCAAGUAUUUUUGAAUUUAAAGAUCUUUCAGCAUCCACUAAGGAAGUCCUCAGUAAAGUUUACUCUAACCUAGCCCUUCUAUCAGUAAGCUGCGCCUUGGGAAUAAUCGGGAACAUGUUUCUAGGUAUUGGAGGAAAAUUAACAGGAUUUGCUUCGCUUAUGUGCUUUCUCCUUUUUAUUGGUGCAGGCCAAAAGAGUCCAUGGAGAUUUCCUCUUCUUUCAUUAUUUGUAUUCUUAGAUGGUGUAAGUAUUGGUCCACUUAUUAGCCUUGCCUUAGAAGUUGAUCCUUCUAUUCUGAUUCAAGCCCUUUUUGCUACCUUUGGGAUUUUUAUAAGCUUCAGCUAUACAGCACUCAAGUCAGAUAAAAGACACUUCUUAUACUUACUCCCCCCCCUCCGCGAGUGAACAAAAAAAUUUUGUUCACUCACGGAGGGGGUUUUAUUUUUUCAAAAUUUUUUUUUCGAAAUUUAAAAAAUCCUAAUUCGCAAAAAUUGGAAAGUAAAUAUUAAUUUAAUUUAUAAAAUUUAUGUUUUAAAAAGCAAUUCGUUUAAAAUUAAACAGAAUUAGCUCUAGAUUUCAUUAUACUAAUUAUCACUUAUAUAUCAAAAUUUUUUUUUCCAUAAAAAAAAAUUUUUUCAAAAAUUUUUUUGUUUCACUCACAGAGGGUGGGCUUUUGGGCAAAAAAUAGCGAUUUUUUUUAUGGUUUGUUCACUCACGGAGGGGGGAGUUAGGAGGGAUUUUAGGAAUGUCAACCCUCUUCAUUCUAGUUUGCUCAAUUUUAGGAAUGCUUGGGUUGGCAUCAAACUUUAUGUUUAAUAUUCAGCUUUAUGUAGGAUUGCUUGUAUUCUGUGGAUAUGUGAUUUAUGAUACCCAGGUUAUGAUUCUACAGAUUGAGAUGGGAAAUAAAGACGACUUGGCUCAUGCCAUGAACUUGUUUAUAGACUUGCUGGGGGUCUUUGUAAGAAUUUUGAUCAUUUUACUAAAGAAUGCCAAAGAUAAGAAAAAGGAUUAA